CGCUACGUCCAGAUGAACAGAUUCAACUUUUGGAGAUUUACUUUCCUGGAUGAUUGAGAAUGCAUCAAGACAUCUUUCCUUAUACGUUCAAAUAACCUCUUAAGUAACAUGAAAGUAACAAAUCUUACAGAAAAUAAAGCUAGACAUUGAUUACUUACAGAUUAUGGUUCAACAAACUCCCCAGCGAUGUAAACUGGGCUUAAAGUUGUGCAGCUCGUUUCUGCUCCAGGCAUUUUCUCACACUGCCAGCGUGAACUUUUCCUGCUGCUUACAACACAUCGCCAAAGGGGGCAGUGUAGUGCACACAAAAUAACUAAAGAAGACGCCACAAACUCAAGGGGUAAUUCUGCCCACUAGUGGGAAAACUGAGAAACGCACCAGCCAAAGAAACCCAAUAAAGUAACAACAGAGGGGCAGAAUAGAAAGCAAUACAGCUACUGCUGACAAAGCAGCAUGUGUGAGAGGAAAAGCAGUGUACACACUUCAACAACACUUUUAGUAUAAAGUGUGUCCACUUUAAACAUUUUGGUGUGUAAGACUGGAACAGAGCUGCUAUAUUAAUGAAAUUGAGCCUAUUUGAAGACCGGAAAGAAAGCUGGUAAAAAUGCAAACUGCGUGAGUUAACAGACUUAUCAAUAUCAUUCUGUCAUUAAGUAUUUCAUUAAAUUAAUGUUUAAUUAAUGUUUGCAUUAUCUAUAAUUUGUCUGUUUGUCAUAUUGUGUAGAGUUAGGACCCAAACACAGGAGGCAAGCUGACUUACAAAAGGGGAGACACUUUCUUUAGGCUGAUGAUAAAACAAAUAGUGAAACAUCAACAGAAGGAAAAAACCAAAUCUAAAUGGAUACAAGGAAAGAGGACAAGUACAGAGGAUAGCAGAUAUCCUAACAAAGGACACAGAGAAGACUGGACUGUUUCUGCACACAUUAAAGGGCUGAUUAGACAAAAGUUGGAAUGAGACAUCAGUGUAGACAUUCAGGAAGUAAAACCCACCUCACAAAACUAACUAUAAGAAUAAAACAGGAAAUGUACUGAAAACAAUGAAACACGAAUGAACCAACUCAAGGAAAACACAGAAGGGCGAGACAGACAGAGGAACAAAACACAUUAGAAAGAAACUCACAAUAGAAACUGAAGAUAUAUAAAGACCAGUAAUUACUAUAUAUGAUAAUCAACUCUAAACAGGACUCAAAAUCUCAACAAUAAUUAAAGACUUAACUCUUUAAAGCCUAAACGAUGAAAUAACAGCCAGAAAAAAAUAUCAAAAUAAAUCAAAAAUGAUACACUUAAGGGUUCAGUGUGUUAGGAUAACAUUGGCAAUGAAAAGAAAACUCAAAAUAAGAAUCCAAAAAAAACUCCAAAGCAACUAAAAACCUAGAGAUCGUGAAUUUAUUUGACUUGUUGUUGUUGUGCUAUUCAAAUGCAACACUGACUUGGAAGGUCUUCCACUUUGAUGAUGCUCAGUGUAAAAUCUAUAUGAAAUCAUAACUUGUCACCAUUAGACAAGGCUCAGUUUAGUGGCUCAGUGGUGUAAAGCUUUACACACUUGCCCCAACAUGUGAAAGAUCCUCAGUUCAAUUCUGGGAGGAAAUACAAACGACAGCCAAGCUAGCGUACGCCUAGUUGUGGUGUAAAUCCCUGAUAAAUGGGAGGAUUGUGUCAGGUAGGGGAUCUGUGCCAAAUCAAACACGUAGAUCCAUCUGCCGUGCUGCUCCCUGAAAGUAAUGAAAGUAAAGGUACUUUCAGGGAGCAGCUGAAAGUAUCUUUAGAAAAGACUCUACAGCAAGCUCACUUUUCCUGCUCUUGGCCAGCUUGUACAUAACACUCAUCCAGAGGGGACAAAUCUGUUAGUCUAAAAUAAAAAAUGCCCUCAAUUAUAUCUUGGAAAUCAUUACAUUACAGAUGCAGAUAUUCUGUAUCUGUAUAAAGUUUUCUUUCCUUGUUGCUGUAUUUGAUGUUAGUAAAGAAAAUGAAAACACAAGAUCUGAAGAAACUGUUAAAAUACAGUUGAAAUAGUUCAGGCUGUUGCUGUUGCUGGCCCUGUUUCUCCUUAAUAACAAAAUAGGACAACUAGCAAAUUUCAUUAUAACUUGAUAAAUAGUGAACGCGUUUAUUCUUUUUCCAAAUCACAUCAUCUCUAAAAGGAGGAGGUAAGGACAUCUUUAAAUACCCUAUUAUGGAAAUACAGAACUAACAAUGAUUGCUUUAUAGUUCAUGUUUUCUUUGGUGAUUCAUAGAAGUGACUCCUUAUGGACAGUUCAAAGUUUCAAAAAGCCCAAAUAUACCAUUUGAAUGUGCAAAUAUUAAGACCUGUGCCUUAAACCAAUGAAACUAAUGAAAGACCUCCAUGCCUGCAUCAGGAAAAAAUGUCCUAGCUAGCUAAUUUAAUUGUCUGACAAGAACUUUUGAUUGAUGGCUUAGACUCCAGGCUGUAAUGUUGCUUUCAGUGUAGUCAUUAAAGCCUGAUGAUGGGACUGAUGGCUGCACUGUCGGCAUCUCUGCGAGCUUAAGCCACCUCACUCUUGUCUGUAUUUAAUAGAAGAACGGGAAUACAUCAGCACUUAAGGUGCAUUAAACAAUGUAAUGAUGCAUUAUUUUUAUGGAAGGUUCCCUCAUGAGCUCAUGCAUCUUGCAUGUUUUGUAUAAUGGCUGAGUCCGUCUCACAAAGAAGACAGGUUGCAAAAAAUCCACAUGAAAGAAAUAACAAGCAUUUUGUUAGCUGGGCAGUACAUCUGCUCUACUUUACAGUUUACAGUGCUGACUAAAAGCCCAGGUUGAGCUUACAAUGUAGUAAAUCUCAUUGUUAAAUGACAGGAAACUACAAUCAUUGAGAUUUUACAGGAUUAAACUGUCAUUUUACAUCUGUACUCUACAAUAACAGUUUUUUACUGUGAAAAACAGUAACAAGCUAUAACAGGGCUAUACUCUAUAAAAUAUACACUUUGUAGUAUACUGCAAAAUAUUUUAAAGUAUUAUUUUUUUUGUUAAUGUCCAGAAAUUUGUAUCUUCUCAAAUGUCAGGGUGUCACAAACAUGAGACUUUUAUUAUGAAAUAAAAAAUAGUAACAGUAAGGAUCACACAGACCCCAAUUGGCAGUCAGAACUAUAGUCUUAAUGAACUGUUGUGCUAAACAUAGAUAUUAUAUUUGAUGAUAAUAUUGUAAACAAAAAAGAUGCAAAACCUAGCUCAUAGUUUAAGCAGGCAACCAUAUGCUUCAAAGCUAAAUGCAGCGGCGCAGGUUUGACUCUGACCUGAGGCCCUUUGAUGGGCAUGUUUACCCACUUUCCUAUUUACUCUUCACUGCAAAAAGCCAAAAAAUAAUGGGAAAAAUACAGGUCAUGCUGGUGACCAAUGUAGGAAUCAUCAUGCGUGAACUCAAUUUGGAGUCAGAGUUUGAACUCAUAAAAGUUUGCCUUCAUAGACCAUCUUCUUGAGCUGCUACAAUAAUAGAAAUGACUGCUGUUAAUGUCUUCUAUAUCAGCAUUUGCAUUAUACGGCUGUAUUUACAAAAAGUGGUGUAUUGCUGUAUAAAAUUUAUUGUAUUUUUACAGCAAUUUGUUACAGUGUAGACACAUAUUAUGAAGUAGGUCUAAAUUUACUAAAAUAAAUGAAUACAAUGUAUUCGAUUAUGCCGUUUAUAAUAUCCUAAUCAAACAAACAGAAGCCUUUUUUUUUUCAGAAAAUGAGCAAUAAGUAGCUGAUAGACACCUUUUUACAAAAAAAACAUAAAUUUUCAUAAUGCACAACGACAGCAGGUCUCAGUCUAAAUUACAUCUUCCAAAUGUGCAUUUGAGGAGCUCGGCAGCUGCACUAUUGAUAUUUCUUGUAUUUUUGGCAGGCCGCUAUCCCCGUUCAUUAGGUCCAUUUAAACUCUCUAACUUACAUAAACCCUCCCUGACCAUCGAAAUGCAUAUCUGGCAUACAUUCUCUGCCUGCUCACAGACCAAUAUUGUUCCUCUGCACAAUUGAUUUGCUUUCCACCCCUCUUUCCUACUUACAUUGAGUCCAUUAUGUUGUGCAGACUCAUCAGUUGUGAACUAUCCUAAUAAUCUUUACAAUAGAGUAUAAUCAUAAAAAACUCAAAAAGUAUAUAUAAAUACUGUUACAUACAUUAUUUAUAUCAUCUAUAUAUAUAUAUGUGUGUUGUCAGUUUAGCUUUGCAGGAUAGCUAUAGUUCACUUCAGCUUUUGUUUUUUUGGGGGGGGGUUUGCAAUGUCAUAAAAGACACAAUUUUACAAUCACAGUGGUCUAACUGCUUUUGAGCUCAGAGUGAAUACAUCUGUAUUACUGAGUGCGUGCAUCACUGAGCAGCCCUGUGGACACAGGCAGCACCACACAGGACACAAUAGUUUUCUUUAUGAGUGCUGUUAAUAUCCCAAACAUCAGAAGAUGUGAAUCAAUGCUUGGUAUAUCAUUUUGCAUCUUUAUCAUGACCGGGCAUAUUUAGACAUUGCAGAUGUCAGAAACUAUUAGCAGAGGAAUCCCUUCAGUAACACUGAUCCACCCGCCCGCCCACAACCUCAAACACACAGCUCAAGACAGUGUAAGUGGAGGUGGAGCCCUGAGUUGAUGGGGCUGUGGGAAAGAUCCAGCAGGAUGCGAAACGCUGCUGAGCCGUAGCAGAACUGAAUCAUCUGCAACUUUGGAUAAUUUGGGGGAACUCAGAUUCAGUGAAUUUUUAUCUACCUGCAGGAGCAAAUAAUGGACUCUGGACCUGUUUCUUCAAUGACGAAGGCUCUGCGGUCAAUUUUAAUUUUUUUUCCCCAUUCACUGGCCAUUUGCAUAUGAAAACUAACAAGUAGUGGAGCUUGCACUAUAGCAUUGUUAUAUGUCAGUUGUUAUUUUAAAGGUUUUUUUUUUAAAGGGCUUUUGCAGAAGCAAUAUCUAAUGAAUUGCAACGAUGGCUUUGGAGGGCAUGGAAAUAAUUGCUAUCAUUGUUGUUAUUGGACUAUGUAUUGUUGUCCUCAAACAGUUUGGGAUUUGCGACCCUUUGUCACUGGAAGAUGUCUUACUGCUGUUUCCUCCCCCUUUCCUUCCAUCCUCCCGCUUCCCCAUUUUGUCUCUUUUCGUGUGACAGACAGCAGUGACAGUGACCUUGAACUCUCCAUGGUGCGUCACCAACCUGAGGGCCUUGAACAGCUCCAAGCCCAGACGCAGUUCACCAGGAAGGAGCUGCAGUCGCUUUACAGAGGCUUUAAGAAUGAGUGUCCCAGUGGGUUAGUGGAUGAAGAAACAUUCAAGAGCAUUUACUCACAGUUCUUCCCUCAAGGAGAUGCAACUACAUAUGCACAUUUCUUGUUUAAUGCUUUUGACAUGGACAGAAAUGGCUCCAUCCGGUUUGAGGACUUUGUUCUAGGUCUGUCUGUGUUACUUCGAGGCUCAGUUACGGAGAAACUUCGCUGGGCAUUUAAUCUAUAUGACAUCAACAAGGAUGGCUACAUUACAAAAGAGGAAAUGAUGGCUAUCAUGACCUCCAUUUAUGACAUGAUGGGCAGGUAUACUUUACCCAGCGUACGAGACGAUUCCCCAGGUGAACAUGUGGAGAAGUUCUUCCAGAAAAUGGACCGUAACAGAGAUGGAGUGGUGACAAUAGAUGAAUUCAUAGAAACCUGCCAAAAGGAUGAAAAUAUAAUGGCUUCUAUGCAGCUGUUUGAGAACGUCAUCUAGUUUCUGCAGAGAAAGGUGGACCAAUAAUGCUGUAUAGAGCUUCCCACUACAAACGUCUGCGCCUGAACAAUUUCAUUUAUCCUAAAAAGGAAAAACUGGGUGUUUUGACACUUUCUACUGCUAACUGAUGGACACUACUGAGUUUCCAGUCAAGCUGUUUCAUGCAGAGAAAUGUACAGGAUUCACCAAAAUCACCUGAAAAAACAAUGUUUCUUUGCAUGAUAUUUCAACUUUCAUUUCUGCACAUGAAACAACAAAAAUGUGCUGUGAUUACCAGAUGAGCAUGAGUGUUCGCCUUACAUUAGAGAGCAUGUACUGCAAACCACCUCAAACACAAAUAAUGCAUUUUAUUGUAUUUUUUGUCACAAACGUGCAAAUGAGAACUGUUUGUUACUAUAUUCAACUGUGCAGAAAUGAAACCCAGACAUUGUUGUGCUUACCAGAAUCCAGUUGAAAUAAAUAUUUGCUCUCACAUACUGAUA
Oreochromis niloticus (Nile tilapia) is the source of this 6146-nucleotide messenger RNA. RefSeq names its product calsenilin. The transcript has 9 exons. Gene Ontology annotation, biological process: negative regulation of transcription by RNA polymerase II; regulation of potassium ion transmembrane transport. Gene Ontology annotation, cellular component: nucleus; voltage-gated potassium channel complex. The record is from RefSeq and is a predicted model, not a curated record. The coding region runs from base 4885 to 5664 and encodes 259 amino acids. NCBI's taxonomy places the organism in Eukaryota, Metazoa, Chordata, Actinopteri, Cichliformes, Cichlidae. Gene Ontology annotation, molecular function: DNA-binding transcription repressor activity, RNA polymerase II-specific; RNA polymerase II cis-regulatory region sequence-specific DNA binding; potassium channel regulator activity.